This is a messenger RNA of Benincasa hispida (wax gourd), 1195 nucleotides long. The record is from RefSeq and is a predicted model, not a curated record. NCBI's taxonomy places the organism in Eukaryota, Viridiplantae, Streptophyta, Magnoliopsida, Cucurbitales, Cucurbitaceae.
UAAAAAAAAAGAAAAAAAAAAGAAAAAAAGAAAACAAUAGAAAAAACCCGCCGGAAAAAUGCAGCGGACGGCGAAGAGAACCGAGACUGAGGCUGUGGUGGAGAAGAAGGUGAAAGAUCUGAUGGGGGAGAAGAGGCGGCUGGUGGAGGUGCCGUACACCGCCUCUCUUGCUCAAACAAUGAACGUUCUAGUUGCCAACCGUGUCGUGGCGGUCCCUGUGGCGGCGCCACCUGGCCAUUGGAUUGGCGCCGGCGGUUCCAUGAUCAUGGAGUCUGAUAAACGGACUGGGGUCCUAAGAAAGCAUUAUAUUGGGAUGGUCACCAUGCUUGAUAUCUUGGCUCAUAUUGCUGGCGACGAUCAGGACCACGAUCACGACGGCGGUCAUGAUCUGCUCGAUAUUGAUCGAAAGAUGGCGGUUCCGGUAUCCAACAUUAUUGGACAUAAUGUUGAAGGUUUGAGUCUCUGGACUUUGAAUCCCAACACCAGCAUAUUAGAUUGUAUGGAGAUAUUCAGCAAGGGGAUCCACCGAGCGCUGGUUCCCGUGGAUGGGCAGGUCGAGGAGGCCGUAGGCGUUGAGCUGGUCGAAUCAGCGUCGAGUUAUAGGAUGCUGACCCAGAUGGAUGUGUUGAGGUUCCUAAGAGAAAAAGUGCCAGAAAUUGAAGGGAUUUUGAGGCUAAGUGUGAAGGAAAUGGAAGGGAUGAUCAAUGAGAAUGUUAUGGCCAUUACAGAUAAAACUAAAGUUAUAGAAGCAAUCAAGUGCAUGAAAUCUAGUUUUCUCAAUGCAGUUCCCAUUGUUGGAAGUACUCAGCUCGGCGGCGAUCAACAAAGUCAUGCACAACUUUUUACCGGAAGAGGAAAGAAACUAGUAGGGACAUUUUCAGCGACAGAUCUAAGGGGGUGCCAGCUCGCGACGCUGCAGUUGUGGCUACACGAGACAGCGCUAGACUUCACUGAAACAAGAGGAAAGAAACUAAGUCCACUGUUUGAGGGGACAGCGGUGGCUGUGAGAGAGCUGGUCACGUGCCGGCCAGAAAGUUCAUUGGAGGAAGUAAUGGAGAAGGUAGUGUCAAACCAUGUGCACAGAAUUUGGGUAACUGAUGAACAUGGUUUGCUUCUUGGCCUAGUCUCCCUCUCAGAUAUGAUUAGAGUGAUAAGGCUUUCACUUCUUUCUCAACUCGAAAGCUAAUAACCUUCU